Mytilinidion resinicola is the source of this 1321-nucleotide messenger RNA. Its product is annotated as Emopamil-binding protein. Gene Ontology annotation, molecular function: cholestenol delta-isomerase activity. NCBI's taxonomy places the organism in Eukaryota, Fungi, Ascomycota, Dothideomycetes, Mytilinidiales, Mytilinidiaceae. Gene Ontology annotation, cellular component: membrane; endoplasmic reticulum. Bases 92 to 919 code for a protein of 275 amino acids. The transcript is spliced from 3 exons. The record is from RefSeq and is a predicted model, not a curated record. Gene Ontology annotation, biological process: sterol metabolic process.
GGAACCAACCCGCGAACUCCACGCGCUGCCUGCAUAUCCUCCCUCCCAAUCCCGCCCACUCGCCCGCUGUCUCUCCCGCAAGCCACCAGCAAUGGGCUCCUCCCAAUCCACGCCCGCCGCGCCGCCGCCGCUCCCACGACAACAGCCCGCGCUCCCCACGACGCCGACCUCGCCCACCAUCGACGCGACCACCAUCGUCUCGCUCCUCAGCGUGCUCGCCCUCCUCGCCGGCGCCUACGCCGCCUCGGUGCGCCUCCUCCCGCCCGCAUCCACCCUGAAAACCCGCGUCCUCUUCGUCUGGCACCUCUUCGACGCCCUCAUCCACAUCGUCUUCGAGGGCUCCUUCCUGGCGCAGUGCUUCUGCGUCUACUACUCGCUGCCCACCUCCUUCGCGACGCGCGGGCCGGCCGUCACGCCGCUGCUGCUCACGCCGCCCGACGUGCACUUCCUCGGGCAGCGCGACCGGCUGUACGGCGCCGCGUACGGCACGAACCCGUUUGCGCGGCUGUGGCAGGAGUACGCUAAGGCUGACCGGCGGUGGGGCGGAGUCGAUCUAGGCGUCGUGAGUCUGGAGAUCUUGACCGUGGGCGUGGGCGCGCCGCUGGCGGUGUAUGUGUGUGCGUUGUUGUGCAGGCCGGAGGGGAGGGGCGCGCUGGGGAAGUGGUGGUGGAUGAGUGUGUUGGCGACGGGGGAGCUUUAUGGGGGUUGGAUGACAUUCGCGCCGGAAUGGCUCACUGGGUCACCGAAUUUGGAUACGUCGAAUUGGAUGUAUCUCUGGGUCUACCUCUUCUUCUUCAACACCCUCUGGGUUUGGUUCCCGCUCUGGGUCCUCUACGAAUCCUACCACGCCAUCAACAGCGCCAUGUCGCAGGCCGAGAUGGUCGACUUGGUGAACUAUCUAGGGAAGAAGGAUGAUUGAGCCCGCAGCAUCCACGACACCAUACUAUACCACCCUUCGCUCGACGAAUCUUCCACUUCGAUCUCUCCGCUCUUGUUUAUUAGGAGGACUUCUAUACUUGACACACGCGCUUCUUCUUUUUGAGCGAAUCUGUUUGGAGGAUUCAUGGGAACAGGCGUAUUUGAUGCGUUUGCGAAAGAUUUCUGUUCUGCUUUAUAUACCCCCAAGUUUAUUCUAUAUUCUUCCGCCAAAAGGUACAAUAUGCUAGAAACCGCUGGUUUGUGAUAGCUACUGAAUCCCCGCCAACUCAUCCGUGCAAUUCGAUGUCAUGCAGUCUAUCACCUAUGCCACACAAGCCCAAAAUUCAGCCCUACAAGACGUAGAAAUGCUAUUAAUCUGAUUCAUAAACUCAUAUAUGCAUAA